Sporothrix brasiliensis 5110 is the source of this 285-nucleotide messenger RNA. RefSeq names its product NADH dehydrogenase (ubiquinone) 1 beta subcomplex 3. Gene Ontology annotation, cellular component: mitochondrion. Bases 1 to 285 code for a protein of 94 amino acids. The transcript is spliced from 3 exons. The record is from RefSeq and is a predicted model, not a curated record. Lineage: Eukaryota; Fungi; Ascomycota; Sordariomycetes; Ophiostomatales; Ophiostomataceae. Gene Ontology annotation, biological process: mitochondrial respiratory chain complex I assembly; electron transport chain.
AUGUACCCAACAAGAUUACUACGGGCCUCUCACGGUCCCGAGCCCAAUAUCACAGGCUUCGACAUUCGCGCCUUUCGCAAGGCCAGCGGGCAGCCACGGUACGACCCGUGGGAGCGGCAUGAGGCAUGGCGUUACCGGGGCCAGUUCACGCGGUGGAACCGGUUCAAGGCGGGCUUCCCCGGCCUGGGCAUCGCGACGGUGGCGUUUGCAGCGUACUGCGGCUACGAGCACUUCUUCCUUAAGGGAGACGACCACGCCCACGGCCACGGCGAGGAGCACCACUAG